Molecule: messenger RNA, 945 nt
Organism: Phytomonas sp. Hart1
Lineage: Eukaryota; Euglenozoa; Kinetoplastea; Trypanosomatida; Trypanosomatidae
Source: the annotation of a GenBank genome assembly
AUGAAAGCCCUCAAAGAAGGGAUCUUUUCCUCGCCAAACGCCCUCGCCGAGGCGCUUCGGAGGGAGUUGGAGGAGUUCGGCGCCCAGCGCGUGCGGCUCGUUCACCCGCACUGCUAUCGCGACUGGGGCACCUAUUUAGACAUGGUGGAGACCGUCGGGGCGUGUAUUGAGGCUGUUCCUAAUCGCCUGUUGGCAAACCGGUCCGCGAAUCUGUUUAUCGAGCCCUCCGGGGAGAUCCACCUCCAGUCCAUCGUGGAGCCCCUCCUGGCGCCGGCGUUUACGGUGCUCGGGAGCUGCUUUCCCGGCACGACGGAGGUCAAUGUCGAUGCGGUUGCCUCGGCCGCCAUUCGCGUGGCGACCGCGGCAUUUCGAAAGCGAAUUUACGGAUACCUUUCGGUUGAUUUCGUUCUUUUUGAAAAAGAAGCGAUAAGUGGUACCGACUGUAGCGGGGAUAGCCUCUUCUCGUCCCUCUGGGCGGUGGAUGUGGAUAUUGGUCUGACCAACAACGCCGCCGCGCAUCAAGUGGCGUUGAUGCUAUCAACACGAUCUUCCCCAUUGACAACCCUGCCGCCAAUAAAGGAUAGUGAUUCCCAUCUAGAACAUAAGAAUAUCGGACUGCAUUAUAUCUAUAGUGGCUUGAUUUACAAUCCAUUUAUCUCGAGCAUUCGGCAUGAGGCCUUCUUCUCGCUUUGUCACUCAAAGGGGGUCUCGUUUGAUCGUGAAGAUCAAACAGGGAUAGUGUUUCAUUUAGUUGAUGUGCUUCUGCGCGGCUGCGUUGGGGUUAUCUCGUUAGCUAAAAACAUGAACCGUGCGCUGAAAAAAAUGACAGUUUUUCAGAAUUUGUUAAAUAUGGAGCUGCCUAAGCAAGGUGAACAUUCGGCUGACAGCAACGUUAUAUAUUUCUUAUCAAUCCAUCAGCAACUGUCUCGCAUCAAAAAUGAAUAG